GUGCCUCAAAUCAUCAGAGCUCCAGUACUUGUAGCCUUUCUUCCACUGGAGUAAACUGAUGAUCGAAUCAAAGAAUGCUUGUAAGCUGUAGCUAGGUAGCUUCUUGAAUUCUGAUGAAAGAGGCCACUACUCAGUAGAGCAAGCAACAGGUUUUGGAGCCCGCUUCCUCCUCUUCUCAAGUCUCGUCGACGACGCCCUUCGGUUGAGGUCGGAAUUCCGUCGUCGAUGACUUCAAGAACGCUGCGUAAGAGGCUCCACCAUGGAGAUGUUGAUGGAGGUAGGUACGGGGGUUUCGAGACUGCGGAGUUCGAUUCUUUGAACGAGCCAUUGCUCGGAAAUCGAGAUUAUGAUGACAAUAAUCAGUCUGAGGAGCAAUCUCUGACGGGUAUAUUGGAAGAUGAACGAAGGGAGGAACGCCUGCACUGGACUCUGCUUUUUUCGCAUAUAAUUUUGCAGUGGGCGCAAUGGCUAGCUAAUAUUGUCCUCGGAUGUGGGUCCGUGAUUGGAAGAAUUUUACCAUUUACCUCGGGCACGCAAAAUGGCAUAAAGGGGAGUGUCCCACCUGUUUUACUAAGUUCCCUACAGGAAGCAAGGCUGCGACAUCUAAAGCAGAGGUUGGCAAUUCCAUUUGAUGGCACUUUUUUGGAGCAUCAAGAUGCACUUAGACAAUUGUGGAGGUUAGCUUACCCUGAUAGGCCGCUCCCGUCUCUUAAAUCAGAGCUUUGGAAGGAGAUGGGUUGGCAAGGAUCUGAUCCUUCAACAGAUUUCAGGGGUGGAGGAUUCAUAUCGUUGGAGAACCUAAUCUUCUUUGCCAAGACGUAUCCGGACGCAUUUCAGAACUUAUUGCACAAAAGAGAUGGAGACAGGUCUGAGUGGGAGUAUCCAUUUGCUGUUGCUGGCAUCAAUAUUUCAUUUAUGCUUGUGCAAAUGUUAGAUCUUCAUUCAGGGAUGCCUAGCACUAUGGCCGGGCACCAUUUUCUGAAAUUGCUUAACUAUGAUGAGAUGGCUUUUGACAACCUCUUCUGUGUUGCCUUCAAAAUGCUGGACGUGCAGUGGCUUGCAAAACGUGCUUCAUAUAUGGAGUUUAACGAGGUUCUCAAGUCUACAAGAUCACAACUGGAGCGUGAGCUUGCACUGGAAGAUGUAUUGAGUGUGAGAGAUUUACCAGCUUAUAAUCUACUGAAAAGAUAACAUGUCGUACGCAGGUGGUGUAAACGUAAUUUUUAAGCAAAAGAGGGAAUAUUUGUAAUUGCGCCAAACUUCUAUAGGUAUAAAUGUAAUUUCCUUUUCUCGUCUUUGAGAUACACAUUACUCCGAAGUUGUAAACUUACAAGUUAUGAAUC
This is a messenger RNA of Sesamum indicum (sesame), 1343 nucleotides long. RefSeq lists its product as uncharacterized. The record is from RefSeq and is a predicted model, not a curated record. NCBI's taxonomy places the organism in Eukaryota, Viridiplantae, Streptophyta, Magnoliopsida, Lamiales, Pedaliaceae.